CCGUGUAGCUGAGAUCCAGUUAGCAGCGAGACCUGCGGACGGUUUGUGCAACUCUCCUACCGUUUAACGAAGGUACAAAUACCUUAAUAGCAAUGCCGGCUGAAACCGGAAGGCGUGCAGCAACAUCGAAAGGCUCGGCAGUGAUCCCAAACCCCAUAUCUCCGCGCGGUCGGCAAGUGCCAAGGGACCCAGCUGACCAGUCGCUCGCAUGCAUGCCCCUGGGUGAAAGGAAGGCUGCAUUUUCAUGUCGUAAACUUUGUCCCCAUCCGCAUCUUGGCUUUUGUCGACGGGCGCCCAGCCCUGUGACAGCCACAACAGUUCAGUGGGGGUUAGGACUGUCGGUAACCCGCCUGAGGCAAGCCGCUUUAACUCACAGAAACCUAAUGCUGGCUGGAAGGAAAGCCUUAACUACCGUAUUCGACUUGUUAGAAUCUCUCGUCCUUUCUUACCACGGGAUUUGGGCAUUGGCGAGAUGGGGCGGUUCCAUUUCUGCGGGUUUGAACUUUGAACCUCCACCCGAUGGCGGGGUCUCGGGCGUUUGUGGGGGCAAUGGCUGGAGACUACCCCACUGAACUGCUGACAUGGCAUGAGAGAGCAGCUCAAUGAAUUGAGUUGAGAAACUGUACAGUACGAAGCCGAGGAAGCCCAAUCUUUCCAAGGAGAAAAAGGUUGUGGACAAGAAAGCACUCUGUUUGCAGGGCUAAGUUGAGCUUGUUAACAACUAAAUGUGUUGGAAUUUCUCAGUUUGGCCUGUGAGGGAAAGCUGUGUGGAAUCGUGAAGCGCGAUAGCGAUAACGAUAGCGAUAACAUCAAGCAGCGAUAACGGAUAAAUGAAGCAAUUUAGGCCUUACACUGCU
This is a messenger RNA of Canariomyces notabilis, 857 nucleotides long. RefSeq lists its product as uncharacterized. Lineage: Eukaryota; Fungi; Ascomycota; Sordariomycetes; Sordariales; Chaetomiaceae. Bases 93 to 572 code for a protein of 159 amino acids. The transcript has a single exon. The record is from RefSeq and is a predicted model, not a curated record.